AUGCUGUCGCACCUGAAGGAGCUCCAGGCGGAGAAGAAGAGCUAUGACCACGUCGACAGCGCCGUCGACAUGAGUCCAGGUGGGUACAUUAAAACGCCUAGCAGUUUGAAUGACGUGGAAGGUGGUCGGACAGCGCAAGAGCAGGAGCAGGAGGCGCAAGAGAAGGAGCAGCACCAAGCGCAGCGGCCGUCACAUGACCCCGUUCAGCUCUGCGAUAAUCGGGACGUCCGAACUGCCAGAGACAAGCGCGAGAUCGACAAAUUGGCUCGGGACUCGCAGUUUCGCGUGAAUGGGAUUGUCGUGGACCACGAAGUCAAGGGCGGGGCCAGGAACGGAUGGGAAAGUGUGUACGAGAUCAUGUACAAGAGCUCGACGUCCACGGGUCAACGGGUGGCGCUCGUGCUGCUUGUGAUGGUGUCAAUGAGUGUUGCAGUUGCUGUGCUGGACAGCGUGGAUGAUAUUCGAGAUGGCAUUGGUGACGUUUUACUGGCUCUCGAAGCGUUUUUUACGGUGGUGUUUUCAGUGGAAUAUUUCUUGCGAACGGCAUCGCUGCGCCAUCCAGGGAGGUUUAUGCUCAGUAUGAUGGGGUUUAUUGACGUGUGUGCACUCGUGCCGUCGUAUCUGGCCUUCAUUCUCCCGGAUGCCAGACCGUUGCUGCACUUGGCAGUAUUGCGGAUAUUUCGGGUGAUGCGCGUGUUUCGGUUGCUGCGACUUGCACGAUUUGUGGAUGCCGGUGCUGCGUUGAGUGACAAUAUCCAGUCAAACAAGAGACGCAUUGCGGUAUUCCUCGUGGCGCUGUUUACGAUGAUUAUUGUUAUCGGGUGCGCCAUGUAUCUCAUUGAAGGCGACCGGCACGAUUUUUCCAACAUCCCCAUCAGUCUCUACUGGACGGUGGUGACCAUGACUACAGUGGGAUACGGAGAUAUUUCUCCCGAGACCAUUUUAGGCCGCAUGUUGGCAACUGUGGUCAUGUUCGUGGGCUACGGUAUGAUUGCCUGUCCGCUAGUGCUCAAUCAGACUGGAUCGCAGGACAUUUUGACGGAAGUAGUCGAGUGUCCGCGUUGCUUUCGACGAUUGCACCAAGACGAUGCAAAUUUUUGCCGUGUGUGUGGGACGGCACUUCGCCAGCCUCGCGCAAAGAGUAUAAAGGCUCGACGUGAUCGCCGUCUCCGCCUCGCAAAGCUUCGGUUACCGAUCCCCGACGGUGACCUUUCGUUCUCGACCUCUUCUACCAUGAGAUCGAACGCUUUGCUGCUUUCGGGAGACUUGGACUCGACGCGGACAAUUGACCAGGGCGAGUGCUAG
This is a messenger RNA of Peronospora matthiolae, 1305 nucleotides long. The record is from the annotation of a GenBank genome assembly. NCBI's taxonomy places the organism in Eukaryota, Oomycota, Peronosporomycetes, Peronosporales, Peronosporaceae.